AUGGUUCAGCGGUUAAAUGUUGAGCACGAGGCAAAGCUAGAAGACGUCUUCAAGGCACAGUCAGACGCCCUGGAGCAGCUGCAGCAGAAGCUGGGGAAGUCUCAUCAGGAACGAGUGGAUGAAAUGCGGCAGAAGCACUCGCGAGAAGUUGAAAGUAUGAAGACGACACAUGCUGCCGAAGUCCGUGAAGCUGCCGCUGCUCACAAUGCCGCCAUGCAGGAGGUCCGUGCUGAGAUGGCAAGAGCUGCGCAGGAAGCUGAAGCCUCCGCUAAGGCAGCAGCAGCCAGGCAUUCUGAAGCAAUGCAGGGAAUCAGUGAAGAGCUGGCUAAAGAGCGGGAACAGCUUGCAGCCAGCCAUGCCCAGGCUGCAAAGCUAAACGAAGACUUGCAGACCUCACGUGCAGCAAUGAGCAAGCUGCAGGAUGAGUUCAGGGCUACCGUCGUCAAACACGAAGAAGCGAUGAAGCACCAGCAGCAGGAGUUCGAUCGCGAAAAGCGCCACCUGAAAGAGCAACACAAGAGAGGAGUCGAGCAGCUCCUUGAAACCCACCUGAAGGAGACUGCCGAGCUGAAGCAGCAGUUUGACAGGGCCAGGCAGUUGCAGGAAAUGCAGAUUGAUAUGCUGCAAAAGAGGAUUCUGGAGCUACAAGAAUUGUAUGAGUCAAGACCCUCGCGUGAAGAGGACUUGCAGCUCAUUGCCCAUUUGGAAAAGGAUUUGGAUGAGAGGUCUGCGCAAGUCAAGAAGCUUCUGGACGAUAUGCAGUUCUACAAGCUCGAGCUGGUGAAUCGCGAGCAGAACUACAACAAGGUUUUUGGUGCGGCGCCGACAGUGGGUAUUAUGAACCCAAUAGCUGCAAAAAAGCCUGCAAACGGUGGACAGCCGCAAAUGCGGGUUGUCCAGCAGCCUGGGUCAGGAGCAGCUAUGAACAUGGGCUUGCCCCCGUUGGGGAUGACACCUGCGCCAACUCGAAGCAGCAGCAACAAGCCUUCCGGCAUCCAGAAGAGACCUUCGAGCGGCAGCAUGCGUCGAGCGGGGUCCAUGGAGUGA
Messenger RNA from Symbiodinium pilosum, 1047 nucleotides. Lineage: Eukaryota; Dinophyceae; Suessiales; Symbiodiniaceae. The record is from the annotation of a GenBank genome assembly.